AAAUUCUUCUUCUUCUUUUUGUUUCCUUGCCAAAUCCCAUCUCCAUUUUCCUCUCUUUCUCGUUGCGAUUUGAGAAUUCACCUUCUUCUUCCUCCUCUCGCCUCCUACCUCUUGCUGCAGCGCACGGCGCCGCGCCGUCAUCUCGUGCUUGUAUCCUUGUUCUUCAUCUUCUCUCACCUUCCCUUGAGAAGAUUUGUUAUUACUAGUUUAAUAUUUCUAGGAAAGAGGAGAAGAGGAGAGGAGAGGAGAGGGUGGUAACGCAGCGUUAGGUGGGGGCGUGCUAGGGAGUCAAGAACAGAAGGAAGGGAGGCCCAACUGCUCCAUCCUCCCUUUCCCCAAAUCCACUCCUUCCUUUCGAUUUGCCUCCUUCCUUCCUUGGUUCAUUCAUUGAUUUUUGCACCGCAUUUGAGGAAGAAUGUGCCCGCUGAGGGUGAUCCUAAUCUUCCUCUCCGCCACCAUCGCCGGAUUCUUCCUCAUCCGGGGCCUCAACGCCGAUCCCGACCUCCACGACGAUGCCGACGCCUCCGAAUCCCCAAGGGAAAGGCCCCCCGUGCCCCUCCAUUCCAAGGUUGGGUCGGCUUUGAAAACAGGAUUCUGGACGAUGGUGGACAUGGCAAGUGGGAAAUACCUUUGGCGCACUCUUGUUUCACCACCAACAAAAUGUGAAUCUGAGAAGGCCCAGUGAUGGAGUUCUGAUAUUUAUAUCAUUGUUGAUUUGGGAAUAGACGUAACCCCUAUUGUGGUUAGAUUCUGUUCUUGAAGUGUAAUAUGAUGGCAACUGUAACAUGAGGAUUACAUCUUGAAGUAAAUGUACAAAAUAGUUCACGUUUGAGCCUUUUCGUGUAACCUAAAACAAUGAGUGGAGAAUUGUAUUAAUACAUGAGAUUUGGACUGAAGUUUCUGAAUACAAUAGUUGGACACUAUUCUUUA
Oryza sativa Japonica Group (Japanese rice) is the source of this 930-nucleotide messenger RNA. RefSeq lists its product as uncharacterized. Lineage: Eukaryota; Viridiplantae; Streptophyta; Magnoliopsida; Poales; Poaceae. The record is from RefSeq and is a predicted model, not a curated record.